Messenger RNA from Manis pentadactyla (Chinese pangolin), 3220 nucleotides. RefSeq names its product calsyntenin 2 (gene CLSTN2). The transcript is spliced from 17 exons. Gene Ontology annotation, molecular function: kinesin binding; calcium ion binding; X11-like protein binding. Gene Ontology annotation, biological process: homophilic cell-cell adhesion; positive regulation of synapse assembly; positive regulation of synaptic transmission. Gene Ontology annotation, cellular component: cell surface; postsynaptic membrane. The record is from RefSeq and is a predicted model, not a curated record. The coding region runs from base 16 to 3150 and encodes 1044 amino acids. Lineage: Eukaryota; Metazoa; Chordata; Mammalia; Pholidota; Manidae.
CGGUGUCCGCGUCUCAUGAAUAUGCAGGAGCCGCCUCCCUCCCUCCGUGACGUCACGGGCCGUCCCGGGGUGAGCGCGGAGCGGCUCCGGGUCCGCGCCAGUGAGCGCGGCUGCUGCCGGCGAGCCAGCGGCGCGGCGGCGGGCACCGGAGGCCGAGCGCGGCGGCACCCGAAGUGCACCCAGCCGGCGAGGCGAGGCGGCCCGCGGCGCGGCGUGCCCUGGAGGCGAGAGCCGGCGCGGGCAGCAGGCGGCAGCGGCAGCUCGUUGGCAGCGGCGGCGAGGAUGCUGACUGGGAGGCUGUGCUGGGUGCCGCUCCUGCUGGCGCUGGGCGUGGGGAGCGGCAGCAGCGGCGGCGGGGGCAGCCGGCGGCGCCGCCUCCUCGCGGCUAAAGUCAAUAAACACAAGCCAUGGAUCGAGACUUCGUAUCAUGGAGUCAUAACUGAGAACAAUGACACAGUCAUUUUGGACCCACCACUCGUUGCCCUGGAUAAAGAUGCACCAAUUCCUUUUGCAGGGGAAAUUUGUGCAUUCAAGAUCCAUGGCCAGGAGCUGCCCUUUGAGGCUGUGGUGCUCAACAAGACCUCGGGAGAGGGCCGGCUCCGUGCCAAGAGCCCCAUUGACUGUGAACUGCAGAAGGAGUACACAUUCAUCAUCCAGGCCUAUGACUGCGGUUCAGGGCUCCGGGAGACAGCCUGGAAGAAGUCACACAAAGCUGUGGUCCACAUCCAGGUGAAGGAUGUCAAUGAGUUUGCUCCCACCUUCAAAGAGCCUGCCUACAAGGCUGUCGUGACAGAGGGCAAGAUCUACGACAGCGUCCUGCAGGUGGAGGCCAUCGACGAGGACUGUUCCCCCCAGUACAGCCAGAUUUGCAACUAUGAAAUCAUCACAACUGACGUGCCUUUUGCCAUUGACAGAAAUGGCAACAUCAGGAACACUGAGAAGCUGAGCUACGACAAGCAACACCAGUAUGAGAUCCUGGUGACAGCCUAUGACUGUGGACAGAAGCCUGCUGCUCAGGACACCCUGGUGCAAGUGGAUGUGAAGCCAGUUUGCAAGCCUGGAUGGCAAGACUGGACCAAGAGGAUUGAGUAUCAGCCUGGCUCGGGGAGCGUGCCCCUGUUUCCCAGCAUCCACCUAGAGACCUGCGAUGGGGCCGUGUCCUCCAUCCAGAUCACCACAGAGCUACAGACCAAUUACAUCGGGAAGGGCUGUGACCGGGAGACCUACUCCGAGAAGUCCCUUCAGAAAUUAUGUGGAGCCUCCUCUGGCAUCAUUGACCUCUUGCCGUCCCCCAGCACUGCCACCAACUGGACCACCAGACUACUGGUGGACAGCAGUGAGAUGACCUUCAAGUUCGACGGCAGGCAGGGUGCUAAGAUCCCUGAUGGGAUUGUGCCAAAGAACCUGACGGAUCAGUUCACCAUCACCAUGUGGAUGAAACACGGCCCCAGCCCCGGUGUGAGAGCUGAGAAGGAAACCAUCCUCUGCAACUCAGACAAAACUGAAAUGAACCGGCAUCACUACGCCCUGUAUGUGCACAACUGCCGCCUCGUCUUCCUCUUGCGCAAGGACUUUGACCAGGCUGACACCUUCCGCCCAGCAGAGUUCCACUGGAAGCUGGACCAGAUUUGUGACAAAGAGUGGCAUUACUAUGUCAUCAAUGUGGAGUUUCCUGUGGUCACCUUAUACAUGGAUGGAGCAACAUAUGAGCCAUAUCUGGUGACCAACGAUUGGCCCAUUCACCCAUCUCACAUAGCCAUGCAACUUACUGUCGGCGCUUGUUGGCAAGGAGGAGAAGUCACGAAACCGCGGUUUGCUCAGUUCUUCCAUGGCAGCUUAGCCAGUCUCACCAUCCGCCCUGGCAAAAUGGAGAGUCAGAAGGUGAUUUCCUGCCUGCAGGCCUGCAAGGAAGGGCUGGAUAUAAAUUCCCUGGAAAGCCUUGGCCAAGGAAUAAAGUAUCACUUCAACCCCUCGCAGUCCAUCCUGGUGAUGGAAGGUGACGACAUUGGGAACAUCAAUCGUGCCCUCCAGAAGGUCUCCUACAUCAACUCCAGGCAGUUCCCAACGGCAGGCGUGCGGCGCCUCAAAGUCUCUUCCCAAGUCCAGUGCUUCGGGGAAGAUGUGUGCAUCACCAUCCCUGACAUGGAUGCCUACGUGAUGGUGCUGCAGGCCAUCGAGCCCCAGAUCACCCUCCGUGGCACCGACCGCUUCUGGAGACCGGCGGCCCAGUUUGGAAGUGCCAGAGGGGUGAUUCUCUUCCCCGACAUCAAGAUCGUGAGCACCUUUGCCAAAGCCGAGGCCCCAGGUGGCUUGAGGACCACAGGCCCCAAAUCAGCAGUCUUAGAAGAAAUGCUUCACAACUUAGAUUUCUGUGACAUUUUGGUGCUUGGAGGGGACUUGGACCCCAGGCAAGAGUGCCUGGAGCUCAACCACAGCGAGCUCCACCAGCGGCACCUGGAGGCCACCAACUCCACUGCAGGCUACUCCAUCUAUGGUGUGGGCUCCAUGAGCCGCUACGAGCAGGUGCUCCGUCACAUCCGCUACCGCAACUGGCACCCAGCUUCCCUGGAGGCCCGGCGGUUCAGGAUCAAGUGCUCGGAACUCAAUGGGCGCUACACCAGCAAUGAGUUCAACCUGGAGGUCAGUGUCCUCCAUGAGGUCAGAGUCCCAGACGAGGAGCAUGUCAACCAUCUGAUCGUGCAGCCUCCCUUCCUCCAGUCCGUCCACCACCCUGAGUCCCGGAGUAGCAUCCAGCGCAGUUCAGCGGUCCCGAGCAUCGCCGCAGUGGCCGUCGCCAUCUCCGUGUGCAUACUAGUGUUUGUUGUGGCCAUGGGCGUGUACCGGGUCCGGAUCGCCCACCAGCACUUCACCCAGGAGACCGAGGCUGCCAAGGAGGCUGAGAUGGAUUGGGACGACUCCGCACUCACCAUCACAGUCAACCCCAUGGAGAAACAUGGAGCGCCAGGGCGUGGGGAAGACGAGACUGAGGAAGAGGACGAGGACAUGGAGGAGGACAUCAGUACCAGCAGCAGUGACUCAGACGACAGCGAAGAGGACGAAGAGGAGGAGGGGAUGGGCAGGGGCAGACAUGGGCAGAGUGCAGCCAGGCAAGCCCAGCUGGAGUGGGACGACUCCACCCUUUCCUACUAGUGCCCGGCUGUCUGUGCCCGCCCACAGGUCCCUUUUGUAAGCCCACCCCGAUAUAUGCCUGAGUCUAUCA